GAUUUGCCUACUUGCUUACUUGAAUCCCGUAAUAAAACCUCACGGCGGCGGUGGUGUAACACAUAAUGUAACUGGUCAUGUUAUUACAAGUACACGUGACAUAAUGAUAACCAUCACAAGUACACACACCUCCCAGUACAACAUGACGUACUGUACAGUGUGUACUGUGUGAUGAUGAUCCCCGCUAUAAACUGCCGUGAGCUGAUGAGAGUGAGAAUUGCACAUGUGGACACCACCACAACACUAAGAUCAGGGCUCCCUCUCUCCACGUCUCUAAUAUUCUACAUCUCUCUUGUUUAUACGUGUCGUCUCCACGUCUCAAAUACUCUACAUCUCUCGUGUUUAUACGUUUCGUCUCCUGACAUUUGUUGUAUCUCCUUGUUCUGGAUUGCAGUACUUAGUCCCUGCUGGAUUGUUGUACCUAGUCCCAGCUGGAUCUCGACAUUUUCACCGCCUGAUCGUAGAUUUUCAACACCUUCAAACAGUUCUCAGCAUCUCACAUUCGCGCAACGAUCACUGUUGCUUGGCAACUGUAUAAGACUCGAGGCUUGUCCCGCAGCACUAUGGUGAGAUUUGAAGAUGAGGAUGAUGCACCCCUGUUAGGGAGGGUAAUACCAAACCCUGGCAUCUUGAAAAUGAAGAAGAUCAGACUCUGGAUAGCGGUUAUUAUUGUGGUUACUGUGGUCGGGGCUUUGUUCUUGGUAACCAGUACGAAGAUUCAUAAUCAGAGCAGGGCGUACAUGAUCGGCCAGUACAGAGUUAAAGACACUAAGGUUGAAGAUAGACCUUUGUAUAGCGAAGGAGGAUUCAACGACUUUGUUGGGAUUAACGAGACGGACCCACACGGUCCCAAACUGAUAGGAGUCAAGCAUGUGUCGAAGAGCAAAAACGAGGGGAAGAGUUCGGACGACGACUUUUUGCUGUUUGAAGCCACUGUUGAGAUCUUGGACAACAAGAUGCACUACAGGGAGGCCAGUAAUGGUUGGGUUCCUAAACUAAACGUGAUAUUGUUCCACGGGGAACACUUCACAUCAGCCAUAUGGAACGAUAUAGGAACUCUAGAGGACCUGGCUAGUAGUGGGUACAGAGUGGUAGCUCUGGAGCUGCCGGGUCAUGGACUCUCAUCUCUGGAUCCUAAGUUGAGACCUGCUGAGUUUAUAAAACUAUUCAUUCAGCACUUGGAUCUGUACCGACCUGGAGUGGUCCUCUUGAGUGCAGAUAGUAGCAAUACUGCCACUAUGGAGUACCUCAUACGAUACAGCAAGCACAGUCCUCUUCUUAAAGGGUACAUCAACAUAGAUUCAGCAAACAAUCAAUACACAGAUAUGCAACGAAUCACAGCGCAGACUAUCAAUGCUCAAGUUCUCUUUCUUUGUGGCGGAAAGGAUGCAGAGUGUUUGACAAGUUCCCACGACUGGUCACGCUACAUCACCAGCUCCCGAGUACACUCCUUCUCUAACGCCUACAAGGAGUUCUAUAACGAGGACCCUGUAGUUUUCAACACUGUCUUGAAGCGCUUCCUCGAGUACUUGUCCAAAUCAAACGAUUCGUGAUGUCUCUUUUCUCACGUUUCUCACUCUCACACGACCCCGAACACCUAAUUCUGAUCUUGUUAAUCAGACACAGACCUCAACCGUGAUCAACUCUGUCGUCAUGACGACACCUCCCCGCCACGUGCUCUCCACGUGCUCUCCACGUGCUCUCCACGUGCUGUGGUGGAGCGGACUAUACUGACCAUCACCGUUAACUAAGGUUGCUGAUCCACUCCAUCAUCUCCUGAGUUACCCUUUAUACAUGAUGAACUAUAAUCGGGUCCUCCCGAUCCGGUCUUUGUGGAAACUCCCUUUUGUAUCAAGCUUUUCAGGGCCACCAGCGCCUGAGGGUUGAUUUUUAGAUUGACGACGUAACUUAACUAGCCGAGUCUAGAAACCUUACAAAAUAUUAAUUGAUGGUACCUAUUCGGUUUUAAACAGUUGACUAUGUAUUUAGAGACUAUUUUUCGUAAUUUUUGUAAAAUAUACAAUAAAUAAAUUGAAGCACAAAUUAUUUGCUAUGAACAAAAUAUGUUUCUAUGUUUAAAAAGCAGCAUUGGACUAAAUAUUGAUC
Bolinopsis microptera is the source of this 2106-nucleotide messenger RNA. RefSeq names its product putative protein-lysine deacylase ABHD14B. Gene Ontology annotation, cellular component: cytoplasm. The record is from RefSeq and is a predicted model, not a curated record. Lineage: Eukaryota; Metazoa; Ctenophora; Tentaculata; Lobata; Bolinopsidae. The transcript is spliced from 7 exons. The coding region runs from base 564 to 1553 and encodes 329 amino acids.